Messenger RNA from Ooceraea biroi (clonal raider ant), 2619 nucleotides. RefSeq names its product dnaJ homolog subfamily C member 11. Lineage: Eukaryota; Metazoa; Arthropoda; Insecta; Hymenoptera; Formicidae. Gene Ontology annotation, biological process: cristae formation. The record is from RefSeq and is a predicted model, not a curated record.
CGUUCGUGUCCUGUCUGUACGUAACCUAUAAAACGCUGGGUGAACACGGGCGCUCGAUUCCCCGUGGCUCGUUGAAGCGCGAGAAAAAUUCACAGGUUUAAAAAUGGACGAAGAGAGUGAUCAGGAGAACACGAUCGAGGACGAUUACUACACCUUCCUCAAUAUUGCGAGAAAUGCCAGUCCUGAAGACAUCAGCAAUGCAUACCGCAGACAAAGUAGGUUGUAUCAUCCUGACAAGCAUACGGAUCCAGUACUUAAAAAAGAGGCGGAAAUUCUUUUCAAUCGUACAAAAAAAGCAUACGAAGUAUUAAGCGAUCCACAUCAAAGAGCAAUUUACGAUUCGCUGGGGAUCCGUGGUUUAGAGACAGAGGGAUGGGAAAUCGUACAUCGUACAAAGACACCUCAGGAAAUUCGUGAGGAAUAUGAAAGAUUGGCAAGAGAGCGAGAGGAGAGACGUUUACAGCAGCAAACCAAUCCCAAAGGCACUGUAACGGUAAACAUCAAUGCCACUGAUAUUUUCAGUAAAUAUGACGAAGAUUACAGUGAUAGCAGUGGAUUAUUUUCAUGCAUCGAGGUCAGCGGGAUGUCGUUUGCGCAGUCUAUUGAAGCACCUCUUACUCUAAGGGACACCGUGACCAUGUCUGGACAACUCGGAACCCAAAAUGGCACAGGUUCCGGGUCCGUUAGUGUUUCGAUGAAACGAUUGAUAUCGUCGAAAGGUUGGUUCGAGGUCGAGGUCGGUGCCGGCAAUGGCCCAACGUUUUCUCUUAAGGGCUUUCGCACGUUGACGAAGAGGCUGUUCUGCGACGGCGCAACAAUAUUGCAAUUUACGCCGCGCGGGGUGAAAGCUGGUUAUGUAGGAACUCUGGCAAUGCAACUGGAUAAGCACACAGUGGGAUACCUUACGUACAGAGCUGGUAUUCAAGGUGCCAUGAGCACUAUGAUCGUGAGAGACACGUCUCGAUCGUACACGGCGCUCUCCGUACACUUUGGGUUGCUGCAUUCGUUCGUCAGCCUUAAUUAUACCUAUAAGAUGGAGGAGAAGCAACUGAAACUUCGCGGGAGCGUCAAAGCUGGCACGUUUGGCGCGUUCCUCGAGUAUGGCGCGGAGAAGAAAGUCUCCGAGCACAGUUCGGUUUCGGCGGCCGUGCGGAUCGGCACGCCGACCGGCGUGACACUAAAGAUCAGGUUGAAUCGCGCUUCGCAAGCGUACUCCUUCCCGAUCCACUUGUGCGAUGAAGUGCUUCCAGCUCCCGUCUUUUACGCCACGGUAGCUCCUAUAAUUACUUGGGCGGUCAUUAAAAAGCUCGUGAUCGAUCCUGUCGUGAGGGAACGAAAAGAACGUGAGAAGGAGAAACAACGCGAACUGAACAAGUCCAGAAUAAUGGAGAAACAGAGAGAAGCCAAAGCCGCGACCGAACUGAUGAAAGAGACUGUUAGUAGGAUAAGAGCGGAAGAAGAAUCCAAGAAGGGACUGAUCAUCACCAAAGCUUUGUACGGUCGAUUCGUUUAUCCUCAGCAAGACAGAGGCACGGAGGAGAGCGGACACAGAGAUGAGAUGAUAGACGUGACGAUUCCUUUGCAAUGUUUGGUCAAGGAUUCCAAAUUGAUUCUUCAUAAGGCAUCUAAGAGUCAGCUACCUGGAUUUUACGAUCCAUGCGUGGGAGAAGACAAACAACUCUUGGUGCAGUAUCUCUUCCAUACCCAAACGCACGAAUGUCUUAUACAGGAUGAUGCAGCUCUCAGGAUACCCGUCUCUUCACAUAAAGUGAACACCACCUGACAGAUGCGCUCGACGUCGAAGUCAAAACGCAGUCGUCGCGGUCCUCGUCAGUGAUCAACAUCGGCUCAGCGCAGAUUACUUCUAGAGGUUUAAUUUUACAUAGGUGGCAAAAAAUUGUUAGUGUUUGUUGAUCCUUACGCUUUUAUCGUUCUCGAUACGUGAUACUAUCUUCUGUAAAAGGCUAUUUUGUCAUUUGGAAAUGAUGAUCGCGCAUAAUAUAUUCGCGACGUUAAGAUACGUUAAGAUCACAUUUUCUGUGAAGAAAAGGAAAAUUCUCGCACGAACAUAUGUUAAAUAUUAGAUACGUUAAAAAAUCCAAGGCGUUGCAUCGUAUGCGAGUAUUAUAUAUGGGGAUAAUAUUAAUUUCCUGAAAAUCCACAUUCGUAUUCCAGAUACCUUAGCGGAAAGAGUAAACCGCAAUUGACUCAAACACAAAUCUACUUACUGCCUAUAGAAAUGUAAUGAAAUAGGAUCUAAUGUGAAAUAUAGAUAAUAUAAAGUAGAUAUAUAAUUUUAAAAGAUCGUAUUGAUCUCUUUUCACAGCCAUGCAAGGAUGCAUCAUGGAUGAAGAUACCAAGCAGCUUUAUAGUUAUACAUAUAUAGAACUGAUAAAUGUGUAUGUAUACAUAUAUGCACACAUAUGUUACUAAAUAUAGAGACAAACAUUUGUUAAUCGAUUGCACAGAGCCGAUUACCAGUGGGAUAAGUGUUAGUGUAUUACAAUACAAUUUACUUGUACAAAAUAGACACCGUUGUGAAGGUUCGUAAGAUGCAUGUAUUAAAUUAUAUGCAUAAUACUUGGCUCAUGAAUAUAAUUAAUAACAAUAGCAAACAAG